Molecule: messenger RNA, 14161 nt
Organism: Osmerus eperlanus (European smelt)
Lineage: Eukaryota; Metazoa; Chordata; Actinopteri; Osmeriformes; Osmeridae
Gene: lrp2a
Product: low density lipoprotein receptor-related protein 2a
Exons: 81
Coding region: 100-14139 (4679 amino acids)
Biological process (GO): receptor-mediated endocytosis
Cellular component (GO): plasma membrane; apical plasma membrane; signaling receptor complex
Molecular function (GO): hormone binding; calcium ion binding; protein binding
Source: RefSeq, a predicted model, not a curated record
GAGAGAGAGAGGCGAGCGCUGGCAUCCCAGUCCCCAGAGCACCUUCAUCUGCCCGGCUUCAAACGGAGCUGGACGGACCGGCCGGGACCCAGCAACAGAAUGUGGAGAACACUGCCAAUAAAACUUCUCCUUAUAUUUAUUUUGUGUUUUAUCCGGUGCCAGUCUCAAGGAUGUGAAUCGUAUCAGUUUCGUUGUGGGACAGGACAUUGUAUCCCAGACAACUGGCGCUGCGAUGGAACGUCCGACUGCACAGAUGACUCAGAUGAAAGUGACUGUGGUCAUGUGACAUGUGACGGGAGUCACUUCCAGUGUCUGAGUGAUGGAGAGUGCAUCCCAGUCGUGUGGGUGUGUGACGACGAGGAGGACUGCGAGGACGGCUCUGACGAGCGACAUCACUGCCCUGGACGGACGUGCACCAGCGGGCAGUUCAGCUGCAGCAGUGGAGCCUGUAUCCCGGGAGAGUUCAGGUGUGACCGGCUCCCUGACUGCUCCGACGGCUCUGACGAGAGAGACUGCCACUACCCUGACUGUUCAGCGCUGAGGUGUGCUAAUGGCGCCUGUUACAACCAGAGUCAGCGUUGUGACCAGUCGCUGGAUUGUCGUGAUGGAUCCGAUGAGGAUAAUUGCACACAACACUGCAGCGCCGGCCUGUUCCAGUGUCGCAACGGAGAGUGUGUCCCUCAGCGCUACGUCUGCGACCAUGAUGACGACUGCGGGGACAGGAGCGACGAGCAGAACUGCACCUACCCCACCUGCCGAGGGAGCUACUUCACCUGCCCCAGCGGCCGCUGCAUCCACCAGGUCUGGCUUUGUGACGGCGAGGACGACUGCGAAGACAACGCUGACGAAAAAGGCUGUGAUAAUGUCCCACGUGAGUGCUACCCUGGAGAGUGGCCGUGCCCGUCCUCAGGACUGUGUAUCCCCAUGCAGCAGCUGUGCGACGGGGUGAACCACUGUCCCUGGGGGGGGGACGAGACCAACACCACCGCUGGACGCAACUGCAGCAUCUGGAGGUGUCCGUCUCUGAGCUGUGAGCAUCGCUGUCACGCCUCUCCCGAGGGCGGGGCCUGCUCCUGUCCGUCAGGAUACGUCGUCAACAGCAACGACAGCCGGUCCUGCGUUGACUUUAACGACUGCACCAUGUGGGGCGUGUGUGACCAGCUGUGUGAGGACCGGAUAGGAACCCACCACUGCAGCUGCAGGGAGGGCUACGUCCUGGAGCAGCACCGAUACUGUCGCGCCAACACCUCCUCUGCCCCUCCCUCGCUGGUGUUCUCUAACGGCCGGGACCUGAUGAUGGGUGACAUCCACGGGCACAGCCUGCGCACCCUGGUCCACUCCCAGAACAGAGGGGCGGCCGUGGGAGUGGACUACCACUACCUCCUCAGACGGGUCUUCUGGACGGAUACCAUUCAGAACAAGGUGUUUUCGGUUGAUAUGGACGGUUCCAACCUGCAGGUGGUUUUGAACGUAUCGGUUGACUACCCUGAGAACCUGGCGGUGGACUGGGUGAACAGUAAACUGUAUGUGGUGGAGGCCAGCGUCAACAGGAUCGACAUGGUGGACUUUAACGGGAACAACCGGGUCACGCUGUUGUCAGAGAACCUGGGAAACCCAAGAGGCCUGGCUGUGGACCCGACAGUGGGCUACAUGUUCUUCUCUGACUGGGACUCUCUGAACGGAGAGCCGGGUCUGGAGAGGGCCUACAUGGACGGCUCCAACCGCUACGGCAUCAUCAGAACCAAGCUGGGCUGGCCGGCCGGGAUCACCCUGGACCUCGAGGCCCAGCGGGUCUACUGGGUGGACAGCCGCUAUGACUACAUCGAGACCACAACCUACGACGGCCUUCACAGAAAAACAGUGGUCCAUGGAGGGGCUGUCAUCCCUCACCCCUUUGGCAUCAGUCUGUUCGAGCACACGGUCUACUACACCGACUGGACCAAGAUGGCGGUGAUGAAAGCCAACAAGUUCACCGACACGAGCCCUCAGGUGCUGUACACCACGGCCCAGAACCCGCACGGCGUGGCCGUCAUCCACCAGCUCAGACAGCCGUACGUGUCCAACCCGUGUGGCACAGACAGGGGUGGCUGUGAGCAGAUCUGUGUUCUCAGCCACAGGAGUGACAAUGGAGGUCUGGGUUACCGCUGCAAGUGCCGCAUGGGCUACGACCUUCACGCCGAUGGCAUGAGAUGUGUGGCUGUGCGUCAGUUCCUGCUCUUCUCCAGCCAGCUGGCCGUCCGAGGGAUCCCCUUCAACCUGUCCUCCCAGGAGGACAUCAUCCUGCCCAUCACCGGGGCACCCUCCUACUUCGUUGGGGUGGACUUCAGCGCCGAGGACGACGCCAUCUUCUUCUCAGACACGGCCAAAGACAUCAUCUACAAGCAGAGAGUGGACGGCACAGGCAGGGAGGUGCUGGCAGCCAAUCGGGUGGAGGGUGUGGAGGAUCUGGCUUACGACUGGAUCUCGAAGAACCUGUACUGGACCGACCCGCGCUACAGGAGCAUCUCUGUCAUGAAACUGGCCGACAAGUCCAGGAGGGCGAUCGUACGCAACCUGAACAACCCCAGGUCCAUCGUGGUGCAUCCUGUCAUCGGGUAUAUUUUCUGGACAGACUGGUACCGUCCGGCCAAGAUUAUGAGGGCCUGGUGUGACGGGUCACAUGCCUCGUCGAUUGUAAACACAACUCUUGGCUGGCCCAACGGCCUGGCCAUUGACUGGAGCUCAAUGCGCCUGUAUUGGGUGGACGCCUUCUUUGAUAAGAUCGAACACAGCAACUUUGACGGGCAGAAUCGUCUGUCCCUGGACCGCAUCACCCAGAUCUCUCAUCCGUUUGGCCUCACCAUCUUCGGGGGCUACGCAUACUUCACUGACUGGCGCCUGGGUGGCAUCGUCCGUGUCCGCAAGAGCGACGGCGGGGAGAUGGUGAUCAUCCGGAGAGGAAUCAGCCACAUCAUGCAUGUCAAGUCUUUCAACUCCUACUCCCAGACAGGUUCCAACUUCUGCAACAGGGAGAUCAACCCCAACGGAGACUGCAGCCAUUUCUGUUUCCCUGCUCCGGACUCCCAGCGUGUGUGCGGCUGUCCGUACGGCAUGAAGCUGGCGCCCGGCCAGCAGGCGUGCGUGGACGACCCGUCCAGCGAGCCGCCCAUGCUGCAGUGCGGCGCCAACUCCUUCUCCUGCACCAACGGGAAGUGCGUCCCCCGCAGCUACAGAUGCGACGGCGCCGACGAUUGCCAUGACAACAGCGACGAAGCGAACUGCGGAACUCACAACACCUCCUGCUCCUCCACGGCCUUCACCUGCUCCAACGGGCACUGUGUGCCCAGCAGCUGGCGCUGCGACGGGCACAACGACUGCUUCGACGACAGCGACGAGAGGAACUGCCCCACCCGGGUGCCCGGCACCUGCUCAGCCAGCCAGUUCACCUGCGCCAACCAGCGCUGUGUGCCUCACACCUGGCUGUGUGACACAGACAACGACUGUGGGGACGGCUCUGACGAGGCCAGCUGCGACAUGACGGGCACCUGCCACCCAGGCCAGUUCCAGUGCCCGGACCACCGCUGCAUCGACCCCAGCUACGUGUGUGACGGGGACCGCGACUGUGCCAACGGGGCCGAUGAGCAGGGCUGCAUUUACAACUGCACUGCGUCUGAGUUCAAGUGUUCCAACGGACACCAGUGUGUCAACUCCUACUAUCGCUGUGACAACGUGUUCGACUGCAGUGAUCGCUCCGACGAGGCAGGCUGUCCCACCAGGCCCCCUGGCAUGUGCCACCACGAGUCAGAGUUCCAGUGCCAGUCUGACGGCAGCUGUGUGCCCUCCUCUUGGGAGUGUGACGGCCACCCGGACUGCGAGGACGGCUCCGAUGAGCACCACGCCUGCCCGCCGCGCACCUGCGCCACCGGGCUGUUCCGCUGCGACAACGGCAACUGUGUGUUCCCCAGCUGGGUGUGCGACGGGGACAACGACUGCAGGGACGCGAGUGACGAGAGAGACUGCCCCACGCCGCCCUUCCGUUGCCCCGGCUGGCAGUGGCAGUGCCCGGGUCACAGUGUGUGUGUCAACCUGACCCGGGUGUGUGAUAACACCCCUGACUGUCCCAACGGGGCGGACGAGUCUCCUCUCUGCAACGAGCCCUUACCAGACCAGGAGAGCUGCUCGGACAACAACGCAGGCUGCACCCACGGCUGCAUCCAGGGGCCCUUUGGGGCCCAGUGCACGUGUCCCAUGGGCUACCAGCUGAGCAACGACUCCAAGACCUGCGAGGACAUGGACGAGUGCAGCCCUCCUGGGCUGUGCAGCCAGCAGUGUGUCAACGAGAGAGGCUCCUUCCACUGCCGCUGCACGGACGGCUACACUCUGGAGGCAGACCAACGCACCUGCAAGGCCUCGGGUUCGCGCGAGGCCUUCCUACUGGUCGCCAGCCGGAAUCAGAUCGUGCAGGAUGACAUCAUCGCCCAGCCCAACGUGGUUCGCUCGCUGGUCCGGGACGGACGCAACAUCGUGGCGCUGGACUUUGACUCGGUGGCGGACCGCGUCUACUGGUCCGACACCAGCCAGGACCGGAUCUGGAGCGCCCACAAGAACGGCAGCGACAGGACAGUGGUGUUUGACAGUGGGGUGACAGUGACAGAGAGCCUGGCUGUGGACUGGGUGGGCAGGAACCUGUACUGGACGGACUACGUCCUAGAGACCAUCGAAGUGUCCAAACUGGACGGAACCCACCGGACUGUGCUGAUCAGUCAGAACGUGACCAACCCCAGAGGCCUGGUCCUGGACCCCAGAGACAGUGCCCACCUGCUGUUCUGGACCGACUGGGGGAGGAGCCCUCGGAUAGAGAGGGCCAGCAUGGAUGGGAAGAUGAGGACCACCAUCAUCAGCAACAAGCUGUACUGGCCCAACGGCCUCACCAUCGACUACCCUAACAACCUGCUCUACUUUGCCGACGCCUAUCUGGAUUUCAUUGACUUCUGUGAUUAUAACGGGAACAACAGGAAGCAAGUUCUGGCCAGCGACCUGGUACUGCAACACCCCCACGCAAUUACCAUUUUUGAGGAUUUUGUGUAUUGGACCGACAGAUACAUCAACCGGGUGAUCCGAGCCCAAAAGUGGCACGGGGCCAAUCAGACCGUGAUGCUGGACUCCCUCUCCCAGCCCAUGGGUCUGGUGGCCGUACACCCGGCCAGGCAGCCCCCAGGUGUAAACCACUGCCUGCAGAGCUCCUGUACUCAUAUCUGCCUGCUGUCGGCUGUGGGCCCCAGCUUCUUCUCCUGCGCCUGUCCCUCGGGCUGGACGCUGGCUGCAGACACCGUCACCUGUGCCAGAGUUGAGGACCCCUUCUUGGUGGUGGUGAGAGACAGCAUAAUCUACGGCAUCUCCCUGGACCCCGACGACAAGAACAACAACGCCAUGGUGCCCGUGGCGGGGCUUCAGAACGGGUACGACGUGGACUUCGACGACGUGGAGCAGACCAUCUACUGGGUGGAGCACCCGGGGGAGAUCCACAAAGUGAGGUCAGACGGGACCAACAGGACAGAGUUCGCCCCUGCAGCCAUCCUGGGUUCCCCCGUGGGUCUGGCUCUGGACUGGAUGACGGAGAACCUGUACUACACCAACCCUGCCACCCAGUCUAUCGAGGUGUUGAGACUGAGAGGGGAGGUGCAGUACAGGAAGACUCUAAUCACCAAUAACGGCUCUCCGACCGGUGCUGGCAGUCCGUUUGGCAUCGCCGUGGACCCGGCACGUGGGAAGCUGUACUGGGCGGACCAGGGCACAGAGAGCGGCAUCCCUGCCAAGGUGGCGUCGGCGGACAUGGACGGGGGCAACCCUGCCAUCCUCUUCACCAACAACCUGGACCACGUUGAGUUCCUCACUGUGGACAUCAGAGAGAACAAGCUGUACUGGGCCGUGACAGGGACCGGCAUGAUAGAGCGUGGGGACCCGGACGGUUCGAACCGGAUCACCAUAGUAACGGGCCUGUCCCACCCCUGGGGUGUGGCUGUGCACGAGGGCUUCCUGUACUUCACCGACCGCGACUUCGAGGUGAUCGAGCGCGUGGACAAGGCGACCGGGGCCAACAAGGUGGUCCUGAGGGACAACGUGUCUGGACUGAGGGUGCUGAAGAUCCACUACAGGGAGACCUCGGCAGGAACCUCCAACGGCUGCAGCAACAAUGUGGACGUGUGUCAGCAUCUGUGCCUGCCGCGGCCCGCCGGCAUGUUCACCUGCGCCUGCGCCACCGGCUUCACGCUCAGCACCGACAACAGGACCUGCAGCCCCUACCAGUCCUACGUGGUCAUCUCCACCCUGUCCGCCCUCAAGGGCUUCAGCCUGGAGGGCUCCGACCACUCUGAGGCCAUGGUGCCUGUGGCGGGGAGAGGUCGUAACGCCCUCCACAUUGACGUGCACAUGGCGUCUGGCUUCAUCUACUGGUGUGACUUCAGCAGCAGCGUGGCGUCUCAGAACGGGAUCCGCCGCAUCAAGCCCGACGGCUCCGGCCUCCGCGGCCUGGUCACGUCCGGGAUCGGACGCAACGGCAUCCGAGGAAUCGCAGUGGACUGGGCCGCAGGAAACCUCUACUUCACCAACGCCUUCCUGACGGAGACGUACGUGGAGGUGAUGCGCCUGAACACCUCGUUCCGCCGCGUGCUGCUGAAGACCCAGGUGGACAUGCCUCGCCACAUCGUGGUCGACCCCAAAAACAGGUUCCUCUUCUGGGCCGACUACGGCCAGAACCCCAAGAUCGAGCGGGCUCAGCUGGACGGGACCAACCGCACGGUCCUGGUCUCCUCCGGGAUCAUCACCCCCCGGGGCCUGGCCCUGGACUACCAGACAGGCUACGUCUACUGGGUGGACGACUCGCUGGACAUGAUCGCACGCGUCAGCCCCUCCGGAGGCGAGACGGAGAUCAUUCGCUACGGCAGCCGCUACCCGACGCCGUACGGCGUGACGGUGUUCGAGGGCAGCAUGAUCUGGGUGGAUCGGAACCUGAAGAAGGUUUUCCAGGCCAGCAAGGAGCCAGGCAACAGCGACCCGCCCACGGUCAUCAGAGACAACAUCGCCAUGCUGCGUGACGUGGCCGUGUACGACCAGCGCACCCAGCCCCGCUCGGCCCAGCAGCUCAACAACAACCCCUGCCUGGAGGACAACGGCGGCUGCGCCCACUUCUGCUUCGCCCUCCCCGCGCCCGCCCCCCACGGCAGGAAGUGCGGCUGCGCCUUCGGGAACCUGGCGGCGGACGAGGAGAGCUGCGUGGUGUCGCGGGACGACUACCUGGUGUACACCACGGAGAGCACGGUGAGGAGCCUGCGUCUGGACCCAGACGACCACGUGCUGCCCUUCCCCGUGGUCAACGUGCCGCGCACCUCCGUGGCGCUGGAUUAUGACCUCACAGACAGGCGGGUCUACUACACCCAGAGCUCAGGGGUGGGUGUCAGCAGGAUCAGCUUCAUCAGCCUGUCUGCUCCCACAGCGCCCCCUGUGGUGGUGGCCGAGGAUCUAGGGGCCCCUGAUGGCAUUGCCUAUGACUGGAUCAACAAAAGGAUUUACUACAGUGACUACAUCAACCAGAGCAUCAGCUCCAUGUCUAUAGACGGAUCCCAGAGGUCUGUCAUCGCCCGCGUGCCCAGACCCAGAGCCAUCAUGCUGGAUCCCUGCAGAGGGUACAUGUACUGGACAGACUGGGGAACCCAUGCCAAAAUAGAGCGUGCCACUUUAGGAGGAAACUUCCGGACAGAGAUAGUGAACAUCAGUCUGGUGUGGCCCAACGGUCUGACCCUGGACUACGAGGAUCAGAGACUGUACUGGGCGGACGCCAGCCUCCAGAAGAUCGAGCGCUGCUCCCUCACAGGGACACACCGCGAGGUGGUCGUGAGCACGGCCACCUACCCCUUCGCCAUGACCAUGUUCGGCCAGUUCAUCUACUGGACCGACUGGAACACGCGCAGCAUCUACCGGGCCAACAAGCACGACGGCUCGGACCAGCGGGUGAUGAUCCAGAACCUUCCGUCCCGGCCCAUGGACGUGCACGUCCUGGCCAGCAGCAAGCAGCAGCAGUGUGACAGUCCCUGCCAGCAGUUCAACGGAGGCUGCAGCCACAUCUGUACCCCAGGUCCCCACGGUGCAGAGUGCCAGUGCCCCUCCCAGGGGCGAUGGUACCUGGCCGACAACAAGCACUGCAUCCCUGACAACGGCACGCGCUGCCAGGCGGGCCAGUUCACCUGCAUGAACGGCCGCUGCAUCCGCGCCCAGUGGAAGUGUGACAACGACAACGACUGUGGGGACGGCAGUGACGAGCUGGAGAGAGUCUGUGGACCCAAGACUGAUUUCAACUCUUUUGCCCCUCAAGUGGCAUCAUUUAUUGCCUUGUCAGCCUUCCACACGUGCGAGCCCACCGUGUUCACCUGUGGUAACGGUCGCUGUGUCCCCUACCACUACCGCUGCGACCACUACAACGACUGCGGCGACAGCAGCGACGAGGCGGGCUGCCUGUUCCGGCCCUGCGACGCCGACAGCGAGUUCCCCUGCAACAACGGCCGCUGCAUCGCCAAGGACUACGUCUGCAACGGCAUCAACAACUGCUACGACAACGGCACCUCGGACGAGCAGGACUGCCCGGAGAGGACCUGCCAGCCGGAACACACCAAGUGUCAGACCAACAACAUCUGCAUCCCGCGCUCCUACCUGUGUGACGGGGACAACGACUGUGGGGACAUGAGUGACGAGAGCCCCACACACUGUGCCACCUCCACCUGCUCCCAGAUGGAGGUGCGUUGCUCCAGCGGGCGCUGUAUCCCUGCCCACUGGUACUGCGACGGGGGUCCGGACUGUGCCGACGGCUCGGACGAACCCUCCUCCUGCACCACGCUGGUGAGAACCUGCAACACGGAGCAGUUCCGCUGCGACGACGGCAGGUGCAUCGCCUCGUCCUGGAUCUGCGACGGGGACAACGACUGCGGGGACAUGAGUGACGAGGACCAGAGGCACAGCUGUGCCAACCGCACGUGUUCGGCCUCCGAGUUCACCUGCGUGAACAACCAGCCUCCGCAGCGGAAGUGCAUCCCUCGCGACUGGGUGUGCGACGGCGACGCCGACUGCACCGACGCGCUGGACGAGCACCAGAACUGCUCCAGGAGGUCCUGCGGCGUCAACGAGUUCACCUGCAGCAACGGCCUCUGCGUCCACAGCUCAUACAGGUGUGACCGGAAGAACGACUGCGGGGACAGCAGUGACGAGCAGAGCUGCACGUACCAGCCCUGCCCGCAGCACCAGUUCACCUGCCAGAACGGCCGCUGCGUAUCACGCGACUUCGUCUGCGACGGCGACAACGACUGCGGCGACGAGUCGGACGAGCUGGAGCACGUGUGUCACACGCCGGCGCCCACCUGCCCCCCCGCCCAGUACAGGUGCGACAACGGCAACUGCGUGCCCCUCGUCAACGUGUGCGACAGGAGCGACGACUGCUCGGACAACAGCGACGAGAAGGGCUGUGGCAUCAACGAGUGCACGGACCCCUCCAUGCACCACUGCGACCACGACUGCACCGACACGCCCACCAGCUUCCUGUGCAGCUGCCGCGGCGGCUACCGCCUCAUGUCCGACAACAAGACUUGCGACGACGUGAACGAGUGCACGGCCACGCCCGGCGUGUGCAGCCAGGUGUGCGAGAACACGGUGGGCUCGCACGUGUGCAAGUGCGCCCCGGGCUUCCUCCGGGAGCCCGACGGCCGCAGCUGCCGCCAGAACAGCAACGUCGCCCCCUACCUGAUCUUCAGCAACCGCUACUACCUCCGCAACCUCUCCACGGACGGAGAGGCCUACUCCCUCAUCGUGCAGGGCCUCACCAGCGUGGUGUCGCUGGACUUCGACCGCGUCGACAAGAGGCUGUACUGGAUCGACGUGAGCCGCCGGGUGGUCGAGAGGAUGUUCUACAACGGCACGGGCCGCGAGGCGGUGGUGAGCGGCGUGCUGCACGGCGAGGGGCUGGCGGUGGACUGGGUGGGCCGGAAGCUGUACUGGGCGGACAGCUUCCUGGACUGUCUCAAGGUGUCCGAGCUGGACGGGCGUUUUGUCCGGAAGCUAGCCGAGCACUGCGCGGACGCCAACAACACGUACUGCUUCGAGAACCCCCGAGCUCUCGUCCUGCACCCCAAAUACGGCUAUGUGUACUGGACAGACUGGGGCGACAAAGCGUUCAUAGGCCGCGUUGGGAUGGAUGGAGCCAACAAGACAGCCAUUAUCACCACCAAGAUAGAGUGGCCCAAUGGGAUCACCAUCGACUACACCAACGACAUGCUCUACUGGUCCGAUGCCCACCUCAACUACAUUGAGUACUCGGACCUGGAGGGCCGCCACAGACACACGGUGUACGACGGCGUACUGCCCCACCCCUUCGCCCUGACCGUGUUCGAGGACACGCUGUACUGGACCGACUGGAACACGCGCACCGUGGAGAAGGGCAACAAGUACGACGGCUCGGGCCGCCAGGCCCUGGUCAACACCACGCACCGGCCCUUCGACAUCCACGUGUGCCACCCCUACCGGCAGCCCAUCGUGACCAACCCCUGCGCCGUGAACAAUGGAGGCUGUUCCCACCUGUGUCUGAUCCGCGACGGGGGGCGGGGCCACACCUGCGAGUGCCCCGACCACUUCCUGACCGUGCAGCUGGGGGGCGUGGCCCGCUGCCUGCCCAUGUGCACCAGCACGCAGUACAGAUGCGCCGACAACGAGAGGUGCAUCCCUAUCUGGUGGAAGUGUGACGGCCAGAGGGACUGCAGAGACGGCUCUGACGAGCCCUCCACCUGCCCCGGCCGGCACUGCAGCCUGGGCCAGUUCCAGUGCAGCGAUGGGAACUGCACCAGCCCCCACUUCCUGUGUAACAGCAACCAAGACUGCCAUGACGGCUCCGAUGAAGACCCUGUGCUGUGUGCCACCCACCAGUGUGAAAGCCACCAGUGGCAGUGUGCCAACAAGAGGUGUGUCCCUGAGUCGUGGCAGUGUGACGGGGAGGACGACUGUGGGGACGGCUCUGACGAGGACGCGGCUCACUGCUCCAGCCGCUCCUGCCCGCCAGGACAGUUCAAGUGUCGGAACGGACGCUGCGUCCCGCAGAACUGGAAGUGUGACGUUGACGACGACUGUGGGGACAACUCUGACGAACCUCUGGAGGAGUGCAUGGGACCCUCCUAUCGCUGUGACAACCAUACCCAGUUUGACUGCAAGACCAACUACCGCUGCGUGCCCCUCUGGUCCGUCUGCAACGGGAACAACGACUGCAGGGACAACAGCGACGAGCAGAACUGCCACGAGGUCACAUGUAACCCCGUGGGGGACUUCCGCUGUGACAACCACCAGUGUGUCCCGCUGCGCUGGAGGUGUGACGGGGACGACGACUGUGGGGACGACUCUGAUGAAGUCAACUGCAGCCCGCGUGCAUGCUCGGAGAGCGAGUUUCGCUGCGAUAAUCUCCACUGCAUUCCCGACCGUUGGGUCUGCGACCAUGACAACGACUGCGAGGACAACUCGGAUGAAAGGGACUGCGAAAUGCGGACCUGUCACCAAGGUUACUUCCAGUGUGCCAGCGGACACUGCAUCUCCGAGCGGUUCAAGUGUGACGGCAACGCCGACUGCCUGGACUUCACCGAUGAGACGUCCUGUCCGACCCGCUAUCCCAACGGUACCUACUGCCCUCAGUUCAUGUUUGAGUGCCGGAACCACGUGUGUGUUCAGCCCUACUGGAAGUGUGACGGAGACAACGACUGUGGAGACGGCUCUGAUGAGGAGCUCCACCUCUGCUUGGACGUCCCGUGUGAGCCACCCUUCCGGUUCCGCUGCGACAACAACCGCUGCAUCUACAGCCACGAGCUGUGCAACACUGUGGACGACUGUGGCGACGGCACCGACGAGAAGGAGGAGCACUGCCAGACCCCCACACAUGGACCUUGCUCAGCAGAUGAGUACAAGUGCAGUAACAGCCAGUGCAUCCCUCUGCAGUACGCCUGCGAUGACUACGAUGACUGUGGAGACCACUCAGACGAGCUGGGGUGCAAUCACGGCUCGGGGCGCUCCUGUAGUGAGAACAUCUGUGAGCACAACUGCACCGACCUGACGGACGGAGGCUUCCUGUGCUCCUGCAGGCCCGGCUACCAGCCCCUCCAGGACGACAGGAACUCCUGUGAAGACGUGAAUGAGUGUGAGAUCUACGGGACGUGCCCCCAGGACUGCAGGAACUCCAAGGGCAGCUACGAGUGCUUCUGUGCCCCGGGGCACCGCUCGGUCGGCGGGCAGCAGGGCGUGGAGUGUGCAGCGGAGGGAAACCCUCCAGUGCUGCUCCUCCCUGACAACGUAAGGAUUCGUCGUUUCAACCUGUCCUCGGAGCAGUACUCCGACUAUGUGGAUAACUCGGAGCACAUCCAGGCCCUGGACUACCUGUGGGACCCAGAGGGCCAAGGCCUCAGUGUCGUCUACUGGACCGUCUUGGGGAGAGGGUCUCAGUUUGGAUCCAUCAAACGGGCCUACAUGACAACGUUCAACGACUUUGGCAACAACCCAGUGAAGGAGGUGGAUCUGAACCUGAGAUACAUCGCCAACCCUGACGGGAUUGCAGUGGACUGGAUCGGAGGACACAUUUACUGGACAGAUGCAGGAACCAAUCGCAUAGAAGUGUCGAAGCUGGAUGGGCGGUACAGGAAGUGGUUGAUCCACACGGAUCUGGACCAGCCGGCUGCUAUUGUCGUCAACCCAGCUCUGGGAACCGUGUACUGGACAGACUGGGGUAGGAGGCCGAGGAUCGAGUCGGCAUGGAUGGAUGGGCAGCACCGGCAGGUUCUGCUGGAUGAGGACCUGGGAUGGCCCACCGGCCUGGCACUGGACUACCUGAACGGAGACCGGAUCUACUGGUGCGACUCCAAGGAGAACAUCAUUGAAUCCAUGAAGCCCGACGGCUCGGAGAGGAAGAUCGUCAUGUCCGGAGCCUUAGGCAACCCCUACAGUCUGGAUGUGUUUGAGGGUCAUGUCUACUGGACCACCAAGGAGAGGGGGGAGGUCUGGAAGGCUGAUAAGUUUGGAAAGGGAGACAAAGUCAAGGUGGUGACCAUCAACCCCUGGCUGACCCAAGUCCGGAUCUACCAGGAGCAGCGACACAACCGCUCAGUGUCGAACCCCUGCAAGGAUGUGUGCAGCCACCUGUGUCUUCUGAGGCCGGGUGGAUACACCUGCUCCUGCCCGCAAGGAUCCAACAUGGACGGCAUCAACUCCAACGAGUGUGACGCAGCCAUUGAGGCUCCCGUCCCUAUGCCCCUUGCAUGUAGAUGCAUGAACGGAGGGUCCUGCUACACUGACGAAGGGGGCCUGCCACAGUGCAAGUGUCCCUAUGGCUACGCCGGAAGUUACUGUGAGAUGGGGAAGUCGAGAGGCGCUCCAGCAGGAACAGCGGUAGCUGUGCUGCUGGCAGUGAUCAUCAUCCUGAUCACCGGAGCGCUGGCCGUUGGGAUUUUCCUCAACUACAAACGGACUGGCUCCUUCAUCCCCAACAUGCCCAAACUCCCCAGCCUGAGCAGCCUGGUGAAGUCCGGCGACGCGGGGAACGGCGUGACGUUCCGCUCGGGGGACAACGUCACCAUGGACCUGGGCCCACACGCCCUCGGGGUGUCAGUCAUCGACAGGGCCAUGCAGCUGGAUGAGAAUUUUGCCGUGGGGUCAGGGCGGCAGCCAGUCACGUUUGAUAACCCGCUGUAUGCCACUGCAGCUGGAGUGUACAGCAAUCCUGCUGUCAUUCAUGCCACUCAGGUGACGGUUAACGUGACUGGUGAGCAGAUAGAAAACAGCUUUGCCAACCCCGCGUUCCACGCAGACACAAGCUCCGGCGUGGUGCCAACCUCCGUCACCAGCUCCAACCCCCUUCCUGAGUCCAAGUGGAGUUUCUUCAAAAGAAAAUUAAAACCGAGCACCACAUUUGAAAACCCUACUUACUCAGAGAUGAAAGAUGAAGCAGCAGGAAGCGGGGGGGGUGAUGGCUCCGCCCCCUCCCCCUUCAUCCCCUCCGCCAAACCCCUGAAGAGGGAGCCCCUGAGCACCUUCUCCCCCACAGAGGACACCUUCCAGGACACAGCCAACCUCGUCAAAGAGGACAGCGAGAUCUGACCCCCCUCCUACCCCCCUGCCU